GUUGCUUAGUCUCUUGUCAUUGUAUUUGCGGGUUUCUCUCAUCUUGUCCUGCAACUAACUAGGGUUUUUCUUUUUCUCCUCUGAACUCUCACAUCCAAUAGUAAAUUCCCCAAGAAUUCUCUGGGUGUUCUUCACAGACUUCUUUUUCACUUUCAUCAUUAAAAGAAUAUAGAUCUUGAAAGAGCUUCUACAACAAGGGCGAAAAAAAAGAGAAAAUCAUCAUCAUCAAUCAUGGCGUCUUCAAGCUAUUCGAAUUCACCCUGCGCUGCCUGCAAGUUCUUGAGAAGGAAAUGCAUGCCGGAUUGCAUCUUCGCGCCGUAUUUCCCACCGGAAGAGCCUCAAAAGUUCGCGAACGUUCACAAGAUAUUUGGGGCAAGCAACGUGAGCAAGCUUCUGAAUGAGGUGCAACCCCAUCAGAGGGAGGACGCCGUGAACUCUCUGGCGUACGAGGCGGAGGCGCGAAUCAAGGAUCCGGUCUACGGCUGCGUUGGGGCCAUUUCAGUGCUCCAGCGGCAGGUGAUUAGGCUCCAAAAGGAACUUGAUGCCACAAAUGCAGAUUUGAUCCGCUAUACCUGUAAUGAGAUGACAACUUUGCAAGAUGGGAGAAGAAUUGGUGAAGCUUCUUCCACUUUUUCUCAUCAAUCUCCUAGUGCUUAUUAUUAUCCAUCUCCUUGGAACAAUGAUCCUUGUGCUGGGGAUGCUGGAUUUCACAGAGGAGGUGGUAACCAUAUGUGAUCAUUAUUAUCUUAAUGAUCAAUCUUAUAUAUAUAUAUAUAUAUAUAUGUGUGUGUGUCUGUUAUGUUAUAUGAAUUUUCAUAUCCCUCUUAUUUUAGGGUUUCUCGUAUUUUAUGGUACUUGUUAAGAUGAAGGAGGGUUUGUGUGUGUAUAUAUAUGGGGUUCUAUACAGCCUACAGGCAUAUGAAAUAUAUAUAUAUAUAUGAAAAUAAUGAGACAUGUUGUUGUGAGAAUAAUAUUGACCUUUGUAUA
Messenger RNA from Arachis stenosperma, 987 nucleotides. RefSeq names its product LOB domain-containing protein 25-like. Lineage: Eukaryota; Viridiplantae; Streptophyta; Magnoliopsida; Fabales; Fabaceae. The record is from RefSeq and is a predicted model, not a curated record. Bases 232 to 735 code for a protein of 167 amino acids. The transcript has 2 exons.